AUGAGGGCUUCACAGGGUGAAGCUGGCCCAAGCUCGGCCCCGCAUCUCUCACUUCGUCCAGCCAACGUCCUUACCAUCUUCUUGGCUCGAUUUCACACUCGUCGCGGCAAUCAGAUCGAGUAUCAGUACCCACCAGCACCAACAAAAAGAAAUGGCAAAGGAGUUCUGGUUGACAUCGACGAAGAAGAAGGCUCCACUGACGGCAGUCAAAGUGUCGACUUGAGCGGUGUCGAAUGGAAAGUGCUUCCAAGUGGCGGUCACCUUAUCGAAAAGGACGUCAUCUACUUUCAAACAACGCAAAAGGGUACCACGGGCGUCGCCAGCUUCCGCAACAUCAAGUUGGAUGACCAAGAGGAUGGGGAUGCUGCACGACAGCAGAGAGGAGCUCGGAUGGUCAGCGUCGGAUUGGUGCUCCAGUGCGAAGGGCAUGUCGACCAGCUUUCGUCCUCACUCGCGCAACAGCUCGCCAUCAUUCCUCAUCUACACAAUCUCGAAAAGCUUGCAGACGAACUCGCACAUGACCCCGAAGACAUCAAGCCUCUCAAGGCAUACUACGAGGCCCACAAAGCCCGAAGCAACGAGGUAGGAUCCAGCAUAGGCGGCAAGAGAAUGAAGCAGCUGCGCAUGAGAAGGCGUCGCGACCCACGCAAUUUCCCACACGACCCCGUCUCACACAUGCCUGCACUUUGUGGCGCACUUGGCCCAUUGCUGCCACACCUUCUCAAAAAGCUCAUGUUGCCACGUCAUAGGCUACUCAUCUUCACGCCCUCUCCGCCUUUGGUCUACGCCGCAAACCUCGGAUACAACCUUGCUGACCUUGCAGCACUGGCAAUCGCGCGAUCAGGCAGGAGGCACGAGAACUUGCAGCAGUUUGCACGCCGCGGUACCGUCCACAUCAAGGGUCAGAUCGGUGUUCAUGACAUUCCAUCAUUGGAGAAGGAAGAGGAUAAGCUUGGAAGCAGCACUCAGAAACAUGCAUGCUUGGUCGAACAGGGCUGGAUUGCAUGGUCGACGGACAAGAUCUUGCUGGAGAAGCCACAUUUGUUCGAUAGCGUGCUGGACUUGACGCCGCUAAUUACACGCGACUCGCAUGGAGUACUCGACGAGUCCUGCCUGGAGAAUGCAUCUACCAUGGCAAGACUGCUGACAGUGGUGCGGCCUCCCGAGGUUGAUGCGAAAGUUCGUGGACGUAAGGCUCAUCUGAAAGCACAAAGCUGGACGACACGCGAUUUUGCGACUUUCAACGAGCUUGAUGUGCAGGCACAACGUCAUGCAGAGCGGGCCGAACGUUUGGGUCCUGCUGCUUGUGUCGGUCGAAGAAAGUCGAAGAGUAGGCUUGGCAAAUCCGAUUCAAGACGAUCUGAGGACCAGCAAGCCGAUCGACCUCAGCGCGAGGUCGAAUAUACACACGAGCAGACGGAUGCAGUUGCACAAUGGCGCGGCGCUUGCGCGCGUGCCCCUAGACGCAGUAGCACUGGUAAACUAAGCGCUAUUCUAGCAUUUCUGCGUUACUGGCUGGCUGGAUGGUGGUUCUUGCCCAGCUACUGGCGUUAUGAUCUUCCUGCCGCCUAUGUGCUUCCUCUAGGUAUCCGAGGAGAUGGCGGUGUACGUGCAAGCAUCCUCGUGAUGCCCGAAGACGAGAGUGACGAGGAUGAUGAGGACCUCGAUGGAGAGGAGGAUCGCGACAUUGCAGCCGAAGACGAAGCGGAGGAAGAACGUCGAAGUAGCCUCGUUGCGGAGCCCGAUGUGACGCUUGUGUCUGUCAACGCUCCUGACGCGAAGGAUGUCACUGCUGGAGCUGUUCCCAUCGAAGACCAACACACCAGCACCAACAGCUCAUCCGAUACAGAAGGACUUGACAUGCUCCAUGCCCAUCCUCACGCACAUCACCACCAUCAUCAUCAACGGGCUCUUCCCGACCCGCUCCUUGCAGCUGUCGGUGCCAGUCCCGUGCGGGGCCCAGGCGUAGCCGAAUCGGACCGUCUCUCCAUGUCGCACGAUUCCAUGCGCCGUCGUAGCACCGAUCGCAGCCUGUACGCUCGUUCUUCGGGAGGAAGCGACAUGGACGAUGCAACUCUAUUAGACGACUACGGACAUCAACACUUCCGUUCCAUCCUCUCCGACUCGCUUUGGAUGGUGUGGUCCCACUGGACCACGGCUCUCAUCUCUGGCCUGCUUGACAUUCUCGAAGACCGGCUCGCUCAAAUUGAGCAAGAUGACGACCAGAGUUUGAGUGAGGAGGGCGAUGUUUCGCAGUUGCUGUUUUCGAAGGUGGCGGACGGGCUGGUGGUAGAGUUGGGUCAAGCGGAUAUGGCCUCGCUUGGUUUGAGUGCUGGUAAUAAGCUGGAUGUUGAGCUGGUAGAGACCAUCGGAUCUCAGUACUUGCUGCUCUUAACAUCGUUCAUUUGCGACGUUAGUGAUAAAGAGAGGGAGCCGAAGGUGGUGGUCAACAAGGGUUGGUCCAUGUUUCGUUGGUUGCUUUAA
Molecule: messenger RNA, 2484 nt
Organism: Ustilago hordei
Lineage: Eukaryota; Fungi; Basidiomycota; Ustilaginomycetes; Ustilaginales; Ustilaginaceae
Exons: 1
Coding region: 1-2484 (827 amino acids)
Cellular component (GO): lipid droplet
Source: RefSeq, a predicted model, not a curated record